This is a messenger RNA of Coregonus sp. 'balchen', 12857 nucleotides long. The record is from the annotation of a GenBank genome assembly. NCBI's taxonomy places the organism in Eukaryota, Metazoa, Chordata, Actinopteri, Salmoniformes, Salmonidae.
AUGAGCGAGGAGGAAGACUUUUUGCAGAAAAUAAGGCUGGGGUUUGAAGAACUCUGUCGAGCUUUGAAUAUGGACGAGAAGGCGAGCAACGAAGCAUGGAGGAGCUACAAAAGCAUAAGCACAAAUUACACAUUAGAGGUAGGUCUAAAUAUGUCUGUUGUAUUGUAUAUUGUACAGUAAGUUAUAAUUUUUCCUAUUUUGGCAACCGGUUUACCUGUAGUUCACGUGCAGAAUAGUGUGAGUCCUUCCACCUUAUAUGACCCACAUGUUAAGUCGUGACAUUUUCUAUUUAAAGAUGCAGCUUCUAAUAUUUUUGUAAAUUUGCAUAAAUAUAUCAUAAAACGGCAUCAUUGGUAAUAUCUUUCUAUGGAAAGGGGAGGAGUUUGCCGGUGUUUGUCAGGUUGGGAGGCGGACCAAUCUCAGGGUCUAGAAUAGGACUAGGUUAGGACUAGGUUGCUUACUCAUAAUACUGAAUAUGAUCAAACUUUUAACAUUAUUCUGUUUUUAGCCUAUUAUGUUGUUGAAAUGUUCAAUAAUAUAUUGUUAUAAUAUAGUCUGCAACCUCUAAAUUCAAAUGAUAGUGUGCAUUUUACAUUGGCCUAAUUUACAAAUGUCCGUAGGGAUAUGCAGUGGUGUGCCUAUUUCAUGUUUCAACGUUUUAUUGUCACAUGCACAGGAAACAGCAGGUGUACAGUACAGUGAAAUGCUUUACUUGCGAACUCUUUCUCUACAAUGCAGAAUAAAGGUAAUAGUAUAGAUCAGAUGAAAAACACGUGUAAUACGAGAUAAGAAAAACACGAGAAUGCAGUUAUAUACAGGUCAGUGCCAGUACCAUUAAUACAAUGUGCAGGGGUACUGGAGUGAUUGAGGUAGGUAUGAACAUGUAAACAGGGAUAAAAGUGACUAGUAGUAGCAGGAUAAAUACCAAUGGUAAUAAUGAUAAUCAUAAUAAUAGAACAGGGGUAGAAAGUGGCUGGUAGCAGGAUAAUUACUAAUGGUUAUAAUCACAAUAAUCAAUGUAGCAGCAGCGAAUGGUAAUAGUAAUCAUUAUAAUCACUAUGUAUAUAUACUUGUGUACGGCUUAAUGGUUUAUUUUGGUUGUGGUUUGGAAGAAGCAUAAGGUAACAUGAAAUAUGAAGAAAAGACCCCUUGAGGGGAGAAUUUCCAACAUGGCAACUCUAGUCCCUGGCCCCAUCAGCUCUUACUGUUACUAGUGUGAGAGAACCGUGUGACAGAACAAUAAUUGAAACUCUCUCACCUUCUCUCUCACUCCCACGCACACACACACACACACAGGGAAGGGACCUACACUGGCUGGCUUGUGCCAUCUAUGUGGCCUGUAGGACAGCAGUACCAACGGUGGGUAAGGGCACUGCAGAGGGAAACUAUAUCUCCCUGACCCGAAUCCUCCGCUGUUCAGAACAAAGGUACGUACACCCAUACACUUAUCUAAAUGGUCCGGUUUGCCAAACACAGAUUAAGCCAAAUCCUGGACUAGACAGCGUGUUCAAUGGAGAUGACACAAUAAACGUGCCUCUUAAUCCAGGACUAGGCUUAUUCUGUGUCCAGGAAACUGGCACGAAAUGUGUCCCACAUCAUACAUUACAUAAUUUACUGUAGGAUCCAAAUCCUCACCAAAAUUCUUAAUUGACUUUCGUACAUGUCUGUAUGGUAUCUUGGCCAGAUCUUAGAUUCUUGUUCCAGCCUGGUUCUUUGUGCAAUAAAUUAUGUAUUAAUGUUUAAUAAUGCUGAACAAGUGACCACACAUCAACUAAUCAUAUCCAUUAAUUGUAAUAUAUAAUUAAAGCACAGUAGAAUACAGUACUAAUGGUAUUACUCAAACAGUUGUCCUGUUCUCUGAUUCCAGCCUCAUUGAGUUCUUCAACAAGAUAAAGAAAUGGCAGGACAUGGCCAGUCUUCCUCAGGACUUCCGCCAGAGCACGGCGAAGCUGGAGAGAAAUUUCACAGUUUCCGCCGUCAUCUUCAAGAAAUACGUCCCCAUCUUCAAAGCCAUCUUUAAGGCACCCUCUGAUGAGCCGCCCAGAGUCCACAGGAGCCGCAAACAGAGGUGAGUUAGUUGUUGAUACUGUAGAUAACUAUGAACUUCUAAUGCUUUACUAUUUUAUACUGUAGUUUGGCCACUCUUAAACAAAGCCAAGGGGUUUCUUUCCUGGUGCCAGCGUGAUCGCGGAAUAUAUCUGAUCAACGUGGUCAGUCUGUUUGACCAGGCUUAAGCUUUCUGAUUGAAUUUAUGUAUGAACUUAUUCUGAUUUAGACGCCAUCCCUGCACCAUCGCUGAAGUCUUCAACUUCUGCUGGAUUCUGUUUGUCCACGCUAAAGGUGAGUACUUCUGUUUUUGUUCAUUGUAAAAUACAGGAAAAGAGGGGAGGACAAAGGGAAAGGGCUCAGUAGGGUACUUUGAAGGAGAAAAGGCUGGUUUGAUUGUAUUUGAAGUGGUCGCUGCUUGGUUACACACAAAGUCAGUGACAAGGGCUAGGUAUUCUACACUGGGCAUGCCAAGGCCUGCACUGACGUGUUGACAUCAGCAGGAGACAAGCAGCCAAGGCAAGUACUGUAGAUGUGUCCUUUUUAUAUCUUCUUAAUCAUUAAUAAUAACACACGCACAGUCAGAUCCAUCAGUGUGUAUCCGUUAUCUUGGCAACCUAUUGCAUUGGGGCAGGUCAGGACUUGCCUGUGUCACGGCCUGGAUUUAGUGUUUAUAAUAGUUGGCAAUACCACAGAGCAGCCUAUUUAGCUUGGAACCCAAUGAUUGCUACUUUCAGAUAGAUACAUUUGCGGUGGCAUUUUGGAUACGCAAAUCGCAGUGAGCAAAGUCAAUGUUUGAGGCUACCAGCACUACUCUUCAGUCAAUACGAGACCUCUAUCCUUCAGAUGAAUUCCAUUCAACAAGCUUUAUUGGAAUGACCAGAUCGGUUAGGGGGAUUCCAUUGUCUGUUGUGUCAAAGCGUAGUUGGGUCUUUAGAAAAGCGCUAUAAAAUCCUAUGUAUGAUUAUUUCCAUCUCCUACAUUUCUCUGACAUGUCUCUUCUCUCUCUCUCCCUCUGCCAGGAAACUUCCCUUUAAUCAGUGAUGACCUGGUGAACUCGUACCAUCUGCUGCUGUGUGCUCUGGACCUGGUCUUCUCCAAUGCCCUGCUCUGUAACACCAGGAAGGAGCUGCUCAACCCCAACUUCAAAGGUGCACUCCCGGCCCACCCCUAUAUCCCCUUCGUAGGCCUACAUCCCCUUCGUAGGCCUACAUCCCCUUCGUAGGCCUAUAUCCCCUUCGUAGGCCUACAUCCCCUUCGUAGGCCUAUAUCCCCUUCGUAGGCCUAUAUCCCCUUCGUAGGCCUACACCCCCUUCGUAGGCCUACAUCCCCUUCGUAGGCCUACAUCCCCUUCGUAGGCCUACAUCCCCUUCGUAGGCCUACAUCCCCUUCGUAGGCCUACAUCCCCUUCGUAGGCUUACAUCCCCUUCGUAGGCUUACAUCCCCUUCGUAGGCCUAUAUCCCCUUCGUAAGCCUAUAUCCCCUUCGUAGGCCUAUAUCCCCUUCGUAGGCCUACAUCCCCUUCGUAGGCCUACAUCCCCUUCGUAGGCCUAUAUCCCCUUCGUAGGCCUACAUCCCCUUCGUAGGCCUACAUCCCUUUCGUAGGCCUAUAUCCCUUUCGUAGGCCUAUAUCCCUUCCCUGAUGUCUAUAGUCCCUCUCUAACCUCCUAUCUCUCAUAUCUCCCCCUGCACCCCCUACGCCUAUAUUCCCUCCAUAUCUUCCUAUAGAUAACAGCAUUGAUAGUAUCCAGCCAGUAUCCAUGCAUGUGUACGUGUGUGCAUGGAAGCAUACGUGUGUGGUUACUCACAUGAUCAAAUCACAAAUCAAUUGUAUUUGUCACAUGUUUGGUAAACAGCAGGUGGAAUGCUUACUUCCCAACAAUGCAGAGAGAAAAGAAAAAGAAAUAGUAGAAAAGAAAAAAAGACACUAGGAAUAAUGAGUAACAACUUGGCUAUAUACAUGGGUACCAGUACCGAGUCCAUGUGCAGGGCUACGAGGUAAUUGAGGUAGAUAUGUACAUAUAGGUAGGGAUAAAGUGACUAGGAAACGAGAUAGAUAAUAAACAGUAACAACAGCGUAUGUGAUGAGUCAAAAGAGAUUAGUGCAAAACAGGAUCAAUGCAGAUCUUCCGGGUAGCUAUUGGUUAACUAUUUAACUAACUAUUUAGCAGUCUUAUAGCUUGGGGGUAGAAGCUGUUCAGGGUCCUAUUGUUUUCAGACUUGGUGCAUCGGUACCGCUUGCCGUGCGGUAGCAGAGAGAACAGUCUAUGACUUGGGUGGCUGGAGUCUUUGACAAUUUCUAGGGCCUUCCUCUGACACCGCCUGGUGUAGAGGUCCUGGAUGGCAGGGACCUCGGCCCCAGUGAUUUACUGGGCCGUAUGCACUACCCUCCGUAUGUUAAAUCUGUAUGGUACUUUUGUGUAUAGAAAUAUGCAUAGUUACUGAAAUACCUUAUCACACAUCUAAUGCAGGAAGCUGCUUUGUCUCAUCUGAUCCACAGGACUUCCUGAGGACUUUAGCAGUAAGGACUACAAGCCCACUGCAGGGCCUUACUGCUUCAUAGAGCAGCUGUGUGAACUGCAUGAUGGCCUGGUGCUAGAGGCCAAGGGGGUGAAGGAACACUUCUGGAAAGCCUUCAUCAGUAGGCUCUUUCAUAAGAAGGUUAGGCAAACACACACACAUGAAAGUGCACACACACAUGCACACACAUACACAUGCACGCAAACACACGCACAGGCACAUACACAUACACACACACACACCUCAGUACUACUUGUAUGUUUUGCCUCAUGUUGGAUAUUCUGUGUCCUCAACAGAUUCUCAAAGGGAAAGAAGAGAGCUUGACUGGCUUCUUAGAUCCUAUGAAUUUUGGAGACAGUUUGUAAGUUUCAAUCCUAUAAGACUAUAUUGAUAGUCUUUUGAGUGACAUUACUGAUAUAUUUGUGUAUACGUUUGUUUGUGUAGUGCGUCCAUGGGCCGUGUGUAUGAGGAGCAUGUUCUGGCCACUGGAGGUCUGGAUGAGAGGAUCUUCCUGGGAGAGGGGGCCAAUGAAGACAUCGGCACCCCAGGCCCCUGUCUGUGUGAGGGAGUGGAGAACCAGGACGCCUCAGCAUACAGACUCUACAGCAGUCUGACUGUAAGACUCACACACACACACACACACACACACACACACAUACGUUACUUGUGUCUUUGAGUCUGAAUCCAAUCAUAUGGGGCUCCCGAGUGGCGCAGCGGUCUAAGGCACUGCAUCUCAGUGCUUGAGGCGUCACUAUAGACCCCCUGGUUCGAUUCCAGGCUGUAUCACAACCGGCCGUGAUUGGGAGUCCCAUAGGGCAGCGCACAAUUGGCCCAGCGUCGUCCGGGUUUGGCUGGUGUAGGCUGUCAUUGUAAAUAAGAAUUUGUUCUUAACUGACUUGCCUAGUUAAAUAAAGGUUAAAAAAAUAGAUUAAAAUGUACAGUAAUCCCUGUGUUAUGUCUCCUGUGUGUGUCCUGUAGGCCUCAGUCCUAAAGGUGUCCACUCCCCUGACGGGUCGUAAUUAUGUCCAGGACAACAGUCUGGGUACGCCGGUCUCUACUGCCAUGCAGAGUGUUGGUCGACUACACAGCCUGCUCACUGGACUCAAACGCGGCCCCAGUGGAAGACUCACAGACUUACUGAGGUAUUGCACGCCAUACAUAUAAUACAUAUACAAAGUGGCUACAGAUACGGAGUUUCUCUAUCCCAAUUUGCAAAAAUUACAGAUAUUUCUGCGCAUGUGCAGGUUUUCUUUUUUACUUAGCCGAGUGCCCACUCCGCUGCCAGCAUAGCUGCUGUGCUGAGUGCUCCGCUGCCGCUCCCCCCUCCUUCAUCGCCUUUGUCUGGUCGCUGGUGUAGCCUACAAACUUCAUGUUGUACACAAAAUUGUUCUAACUAUUGCGUUCCCUGUCUCUGUAAGCAAAAGCGCCAUUUCAUGUUCUUUUUUCAGGAGGGGAGUAGGCUACAUGCAGCUAUUUACAUGUUUUACACAAAAUACAUUAUCGACAUGUUCGUACAAACUUUGUUGUCAGUAUUACAAACAUAAGCACGACACAAACAGUCAUUCUGGCGAUUUCAUGUUCUUGUUAGCUGCUGAGGUACAUGCAGCUACACUACCGGUCAAAAGUAUUAGAACACCUACUCAUUCAAGGGUUUUUCUUUAUUUGUACUAUUUUCUACAUUGUAGAAUAAUAGUGAAGACAUCAAAACUAUGAAAUAACACAUAUGGAAUCAUGUAGUAACCAAAAAAGUGUUAAACAAAUCAAAAUGUAUUUUAUAUUUAAGAUUCUUCAAAUAGACACCCUUUGCCUUGAUGACAGUCCUCAGCAGUCCAAUCCCUGUACCUUUUGCAGGCCAUCCUCCAAAAGUCUUCGCCUCACUGUGCGUGCAGAUGCACUCACACCUGCCUGCUGCCAUUCCUGAGCAAGCUCUGCACUGGUGGUGCCCCGAUCCCGCAGCUGAAUCAACUUUAGGAGACGGUCCUGGCGCUUGCUGGACUUUCUUGGGCGUCCUGACGCCUUCUUCACAACAAUUGAACCUCUCUCCUUGAAGUUCUUGAUUAUCUGAUAAAUGGUUGAUUUAGGUGCGAUCUUACUAGCAGCAAUAUGCUUGCCUGUGAAGCCCUUUUUGUGCAAAGCAAUGAUGACAGCACGUGUUUCCUUGCAGGUAACCAUGGUUAACAGAGGAAGAACAAUGAUUUCAAGCACCACCCUCCUUUUAAAGCUUUGAGUCUGUUAUUCUAACUCAAUCAGCAUGACAGAGUGAUCUCCAGCCUUGUCCUCGUCAACACUCACCUGUGUUAACGAGAGAAUCACUGACAUGAUGUCAGCUGGUCCUUUUGGAGCAGGGCUGAAAUGCAGUGGAAAUGUUUUUUUGGGAUUAAGUUCAUUUUCAUGGCAAAGAGGGACUUUGCAAUUAAUUGCAAUUCAUCUGAUCACUCUUCAUGACAUUCUGGAGUAUAUGCAAAUUGCCAUCAUCAAAACUGAGGCAGCAGACUUUGUGAAAAUUAGAAUUUGUCAUUCUCAAAACUUUUGACCAGGACUGUAUAUCAGCAUAUAUGGCCUGUGGCAUAACAAUGCGAUGCGAAAUGAACUCGCCCGUCUUUACCAGUCCAGAAACAUGCUCGGCUGCUUAGAAUGUUCGGCUGCCCAGAGGUGGAGCGCAGCAAGACACAGACAUGCAGUCUAAACAACGAUUGAAUGUUCUUUUUUCAUCAUCAUUGCAAACACUGGCUAAGCUGCGCCGGAGGCAGACAGGCAGUCAAGUAGUGUUCUUUUUUCAGGAACUACGAUGUGGCAGCAACUACAAAGAUUAGCCUACAUUAUCACACAAAACACUGAUUGUUUUUGCUACAGAGUGUCGGGGACUGUGUCCUGCUUCUUUAACUCCAAUAUCCGGUACAACAGACAGACGGAGAAGGUUGUAGCCUUCAUAACAUACAUGUUUUGGAAUGUUCGUUAAAAUCGCCGCAGGCUGUUUCAGCUGCUUAGAAAUAUGAGGCAGAGACAUAGGCUACAUCAUCAUGGUUCAGAAGAAGCUGAGUAAAGAGCGAAACGAGAAGGGAGGGGGGAGUGUGAGCAGCAGCUACUUUAUAAAAACCAAUGUGUGUGGGGCCUCCCGAGUGGCAUAGCGGUCUAAGGCACUGCAUCGCACUACAGACCCUAGUUCGAUCCCGGGCUGUAUCACAACCGGCCGUGAUCGGGAGUCCCAUAGGGCGGCGCACAAUUGGCCCAGAGUCGUCCGGGUUAGGGGAGGGUUUGGCCGGGGGGGCUUUACUUGCGAUCUAGCGACGCGUUGUGGCGGGCCGGGGGCUUGCAGAUGGACCUCGUUGUCAGUUGAAUGGUGUUUCCUCUGACACGUUGGUGCGGCUGGCUUCCGGGUUAAGCGUGUGCGUGUUAAGAAGCGCGGUUUGGCGGGUCAUGUUUCGGAGGACGCAUGACUCGACUUUCGCAUCCCGAAACUUGGGAGGAAAAGGGGGUAAAAUACAAAAAAAAUCUGAUAAUAAAAAAUACAAAAUGUGUGCGUACAAUAACACAUGUGCAGAACAUCAUCCGGAUCCAUAGCUUUGAGAAAGAGGUUUCUGGAGGGACGGGCAGGCGUGGGCGAUAACUCUAUACUAGCCACGGCCUAAAGUGGAUUCUAUGCUACACACAACCAAACACAGAAUGUGUUAUCCAGCCCCUGUUAUUGAAUAUUUUAUAUCUUCCAUAGGCCUUACCUUUUUAAAUACCUAUACAUUCUUAUAUUGUUACCUUUGAAGUGUGCAAUUGUCCAUUUUCAUUUCAGGUUGUAGGGAUAUGAGUAUGACCGAUGAAGGGGUGUUUAUAACAGUGACAGUAGCUUUUGUAUGGUUGUGUUUUGGUGUGUGAGUAUGAGUCUGGAGGGUGUUGUUACAGUAAUUAUCUGUGUUGAUCUGUUUCGGGGUAUUAGUAUUGGUGAUGUAACAGCAGUGGUGAUGUAACAGCAGUGGUGUUGUAACAGUAUCUGCAUCUGUGUUGUCUUGUGUCAGGGCGUGUGCCAGAGACCCCAGUGAGGCCAUCUCCACUAGGCUGAAGGACAUGUGUCAGCUCUUCUGCCAGCACUAUGAGGGCAACGGGGAAGAGAACGCAGGACUGGGGAAAUACGUUGCAGUGUACUUCCGCCUGGCGGAGACGCUCUACUAUAAAACCCUGGAGGCCGUCAUUGACCAGGAGAAGAAUAGACUGGGCAAUGUGGAUCUCUCUGUGAGUCUCACCUGCCCUGCUAGCUUAGCUCAGUUUGCUGUAACUAACUAGAAAUUUCACACAAGUUUCCCAUUGAUGUCAAAGCAUGAUUUAUGGAAAGGUCCAAGUUACGCUCUUGUAUUUUCAGUUCACAGAUAUGUUUAAAUUGAGCCAUAUGUUGAGAUAUUGCAUGUUAUGACACAUUUGACACUGUUGUCCCUGCCAGUCUUGCUUGUAAAAUAUGAACAAUCAACCCUGUGUUCUGGUGCGUGUCCUUAGGGUAUUCUGGAGCAGGAUGUGUUCCAGCGCUCUCUGCUGGCCUGCUGUCUGGAGAUUAUCAUCUUUUCCUACCGACCCCCAGGGGACUUCCCACGAGUCAUACACAUCUUCCAGCUCCCCGCAUACCACUUCUACAAGGUACAUACUUGUACUUAUACCUGUAUUAUGUAUUUGUACCGUGUUGUGUGUUGACUGUCCUAGUCACAAGUGUGUGUUAUGAGUGUGUGACUGGACUGUAUGUAACUCUCUCCCCUCUCUCCUGUCUGAGUGCUUCCAUGUGUUUAUGCAUAUAUGUGUGCAUGUAUAUCAUAUACGUAUCUGUGUAAUGCAUCUCAGGUGAUCGAGGUGCUGGUGCGGGUGGAGCAGGGCCUGUUCAGGGAGGUGGUGAAGCAUCUGAACCAGGUGGAGGAGCAGGUUCUGGAGAGCCUGGCCUGGAUGGGGGGAUCCCCUCUGUGGGACAGCGUCAGGGGGGCCAAGAACCAACCACCCUCCUGCCAGGAGGUAGGACAUCCACAGCACCCCUCCCAAUCCCCACCCAACCCCUACUCAUCACAUAUACAGAUAGGAAAAUGGUGCCAAGUCUCACUUCUCACCCACAUGCUGAAUCAUGUGAACCCAAAGGAAUACUGAAUUCAAUGUCUUGAAAAAGAUGGACUGGACUGAAAUGAGUACAAAAUAAUCAUUUUUCCCAUUAAUGUUCAGGUGAUGCCACCCCAGCACCUGGAGGACGGGGAUGGAGGCAGUAGUGCUGGCAGCGCCCCUCUCACCCCAAACAACCAUGGCACUGACCUGAGCGCCAACAGUGGUGGGAAAGGUUAGUCAGUUAGCUUUUUAUUCAGUCAGUUUGUCAUUUAGCUCAUCAGCCGUCAGGCAGUCAAUUUGUCAGUCAGUUGGUUACUCAGUCAAGUUAACCAUGUCACCAACCUUUCCUCUCCCCCCCAGGUGUGUCCCCCUCCCCCACCACCCUGUUGGACCGCUACAGCUGCUCCGCCACAGGCUCGGCCAGGAGACGGCUGUUUGUGGAUGCGUCCUCCGACACCCCCUCUGACCCCUCCCCCUCAACCACUACUACUACCACCCUCAGGACCUCCCAGGCCAUCGUCACCACCACCAUCCCUGCUGGACAGACCGUGGUCACCAUGGCAACGGCCACAGUUACCGCUAACAACGGACAGACGGUCACCAUACCUGUGCAAGGUGACAUUUGCAGAUGAAUUACUGUACAGUUUGUCAUUAUGUUGUUUUGUACACCUUAUGCCCAAACUGCCAAUGACUCCUAUAUGCAUUGUAUAGUGGGGUUUCUGACUCCAAUGCAGUAUGCAGGUUGCUACACUAUGAUGAAUCAUAUACAAUUAUUACAUAUUAUUAAUGAGCAAUAUCAUGCCCUCUGACCUAUUUAGGAAUAGCCAAUGAGAACGGAGGCAUCACCUUCAUCCCUGUCCAGGUCAGUGUGACGGGACAAGGCACGUCCACGCUCCAGCCCCUGUCUGCCCAGUCCCUGACUGGCACUUUGACCAGCCAACCACAGAUCACCACCACCCUGAACAGUCCCACUCCCCAGAGCAGCCACGCCGCCGGCAAGCCAAUCAAGAAGCCGGCAGCACAGGGCCCGUCCAAUAACAGGCCUCAGAAAAAGAGUUCCCUCUCGCUGUUCUUCCGCAAGGUAAAGGAACACAAACACCAUCUUCAUCUGGCACAGAAUUUAAAGGGAUAGUUCAGGCAUGUUACAAAUCUAACUCAUCUUUUGGAUAUGGAAGAAAUUGUUUAGAUGCAUCCUAGUAUUCUGUUUCUGCCCUAGCUUUAAGAACCCCACAACUGCAGUGCAUCAUACUGUAAAUGAUAGAUUUUUGCUUGAGUUUAAAGACUUAAAGCUGCUGUGCUGUGCCAACAGGUGUACCACCUGGCCAGUGUGCGUCUCAGAGACCUGUGUGCCAAGCUGGACAUCUCUAGUGAGCUGCGGAGGAAGAUCUGGACGUGUUUUGAGUACUCUCUGGUACACUGCACAGAGCUCAUGAUGGACCGACACCUAGACCAGCUCCUCAUGUGUGCUGUGUACUUCAUGACCAAGGUAUGUUAGAGUGUGUGUGUGGGAUGUUUGUGUGGGGUGGCGGUGGUAUGGGUGUGCGUGUGCGUAAAGUACUGUAGCAUGCAGUGUGUAUCAUGCUGUGUGUGUGUCCUCUUCCUAAAGACUUGUAUGUGUGUUUCCUACCGUUGUUAAGGUGACCAAAGAGGACAAGUCCUUCCAGAACAUCAUGAAGUGUUACCGCUCUCAGCCCCAGGCCAGCAGCAGUGUGAGUACUGUAGUAGGGCCUUAUGGCUAUGGUCAGGAGAUUUUCCUGACCUGACCAGUAAUAACUCCAGGCCCUAGUUUGAGCCUAUUGUACUGUGGCAGCGUCACUGUUUUUCCCUUAUGGACACUGGAGUAUGUUCAGUUGGAAGGAAUAAUGGCGAUGCUGUCAUUGGACCACCGGUUGUCUGAUUUUGUUUACCAGGUCUACAGGAGUGUGUUGAUCUCUGGGAGGAAGAGACGUCACUCAGGAAGCAGUGAGGGAAAUGGACAGAGCUCUCCUACAGACACCAGCCAUGAGGGUAGGAACACACACACACACACACACACACACACACACACACACACACACACACACACACACACACACACACAAACACACAAUAUUUUCCAUCUCCCUUUCUCUCUACCCCCCUUAGGAAGUGGAGACAGCAGCCCCGUACCCAUGCGUUCCACCAACACCCUACCCGCCCCUCAGCCUGGCAGCACCCCAUCCACCCCCACCCUGGCCCCCUUCCUCUCCCCGUCCUCAUCCCUCCCUCCCUACCAGCAGCAGGAUGAUGAAGGGGGAGUGGUAGGGGGGGAGGAGGAGGAGGAGGAGCGAGGAGACCUCAUCAACUUCUACAACCGGGUCUACAUCAAACAGAUGCGCCACUAUGCCCUGCGCUACUCGCCCAGCUCACCCUCUGCAGGGGUGAGAGAGAGAGAGGGAGGGAGGGAGGGAGGAAAUCUGAGUAAUGAGAGAUAAAAUAAAGGGAGAGAUGGAAAAGGAGGAGGAGAAAGUUGUUUUUCAAACUUGCCUCUAUUCUGCAAACCUUUCACUCUUUUGUUUUGGAAGCUAACUCUGCUGCGUGUUUAUCCUUGACAGCUGGAGUCUCCUCCCCUGUGCCCGUACCCCUCCCUGAGGAACAGCUCCCCUCGCAGGGUCCUCCUGUCCCACAACCACUCCAUCUACAUCUCCCCCCAUAAGGCUAGUGGCAGCCCCCCCACCGCUACCGCACCGGACAAGAUAUUCUACUACAUCUGCAGCAGCCCAGCCAACGUGAGUCACAAGUACACACACAUCAUACAUUACUCAUGCACACAAUGUACACUGGUUCACACUGGUUCAGCACAGUAUUUUUCAAACCCUGACAGUGACUAAUUGAUUAGGUGAAUCAGUUGUGUUAAUGCUGGGGUAGAACAAAGGCCUACACACCCUAUAGUGGAGCUUCAGGACCAGGUUUUGAUGACGUCUCGUACUAGUGUCCUUAAUCUAAAAACCCUAACCGUGUUUAGAACCUUACCUGACCUGUGAUGAUAAUGAUGAUGAACCCUCCCUGACCUGUGUCUAUGACCUUUAUCUCUUAAUGUGCAGCGCCUGGCGGAGAUCAACAGUAUGAUCCGCACCGGAGAGACGCCCACCAAGAAGCGCAGCAUGCAGCUGGAGGAGGAGCCAUCCCCCAAGAGGGUGUGUCCGGACAACCAGACAGCCCUCUUCCGCAGGCUACAAGACGUGGCAAACGACCGUAGCUCCUCCCACUAA